Messenger RNA from Apis cerana (Asiatic honeybee), 567 nucleotides. It is a transcript of the gene Dpm3, whose product is annotated as Dolichyl-phosphate mannosyltransferase subunit 3. Gene Ontology annotation, cellular component: endoplasmic reticulum membrane; dolichol-phosphate-mannose synthase complex. Gene Ontology annotation, biological process: GPI anchor biosynthetic process. The record is from RefSeq and is a predicted model, not a curated record. Lineage: Eukaryota; Metazoa; Arthropoda; Insecta; Hymenoptera; Apidae.
GGCGCUAUCAUAUGGAAGAAUAAGAAGUUUAGAAUUAGAUACGUAUCGUAAUAUACGUCAUACGUUCGUAUAUCAUUAUAAACUGGAUCAUAUUUAUUAUUAUAUGAUAUAAAAAGUAGCAAAUAAUUAUUUAAAAUUAAAUUAAAAUAUAAUUAAUAUGCAAAAUAAUAUAUAAGAAAUACAUACAAAAUUUAUUGUCUGUCAUUCUAAUAUUAAAAAUUAAGAUGUCAAAAUUAAUGGAAUGGCUUUUAUUUGCUACUUUAUUUUUUGGUAUAUGGAUUGCUGCAAUUACUAAAAAUGUUAAUUUAUUUUUUAUCGCAGAAUGGAAACAAGUUAUUCUUUUUUUUCCACUCAUUGUUUUAUUUAUAUGUAGUUUAUAUGCAGCUAUUAUUAUUUUAUAUAGAGUUUUCACAUUUAACAAUUGUGAGCAUGCAGCUAUUGAAUUACAGGAACAAAUAGAAGAAGCUAAAAAAGAUCUUCAGAAUAAAGGUAUAGUUUUAAAAAGUAAAUAAAAUGAAAUUUUUAUAUUCAAAAUCAAUAUUAUCUGAAUAAAAUAAUAUAAUAAUA